This is a messenger RNA of Bathycoccus prasinos, 468 nucleotides long. RefSeq lists its product with no specific name. Lineage: Eukaryota; Viridiplantae; Chlorophyta; Mamiellophyceae; Mamiellales; Bathycoccaceae. The record is from RefSeq and is a predicted model, not a curated record. The transcript has a single exon. The coding region runs from base 1 to 468 and encodes 155 amino acids.
AUGACGAUGCUUUCGAGAACUCCGGUGGUCGUUUCUUCGCCCUCUUCUUCGUCGAAGAAGAAGAGGCGCGAACGACUUUGUCGCGCGAAGGCGACGUCAUCAAAACCGAACAACGCGUCGACCACAAAAACGCCAGUUCCCGAAACGAAGAAAACGGACGUGAUGAUGAUGAUGUCAGGGAAAACGCAGCGACGGAGAGACGUGUUCGCCGUGGGGGUUCUUUUCCUCUCUCUGGGUGCUUCUUCUUCGAAGGAAAGCGCGUUUGCCUACGGUACGGGAGGAUGGAAAGAUUGCGAACCGAUCUGCGACUCCUUGAAAGGCGGCUUCGCCGCGCAGCAAAAGUUGCAAGAGGAGAUGAUGCGACAGUCGAUGGGUGGUGACGACACCGGUGCUGAAGCGAAAGAGGAAAGCAAAGGCAAAAAAGCCGCAGUAUCGGAGAGGGAAAAGAGGAAGAAGAACUUGAGAUAG